This is a messenger RNA of Trichosurus vulpecula (common brushtail), 1741 nucleotides long. RefSeq names its product keratin 78 (gene KRT78). The coding region runs from base 1 to 1536 and encodes 511 amino acids. The transcript is spliced from 9 exons. Gene Ontology annotation, molecular function: structural constituent of skin epidermis. Lineage: Eukaryota; Metazoa; Chordata; Mammalia; Diprotodontia; Phalangeridae. Gene Ontology annotation, biological process: keratinization; intermediate filament organization. Gene Ontology annotation, cellular component: keratin filament. The record is from RefSeq and is a predicted model, not a curated record.
AUGUCCUGUGUGCCAUUUGGUGCCCAUGGGGGCUUCAGUGCCCGCUCUGCUUGCUUUCCCAGGGCAGGGAACUGGGGUAGAGGGGGCAUCCGGGGAGCAAAAACAGCUGGUGGCUUCAGCAGCAAAAGCUUUUGUUCUAUGGGAGGGGUCAGGGGCAUCUCUGGCAGAGGAGGGAGAAGCUGGGGGUCAGGGGGCAGAUUUGGGGUGAAGUUUGGGCAGGGUGGGGUUGGGGCUGGCCUUUGUCCCCCAGGAGGCAUCCAAGAGGUCACCAUCAAUCAGAAUCUCCUGAGUCCUCUCAAGAUUGAGAUUGACCCUCAGUUCCAAACUGUCCGGGCUCAGGAAACUCAGCAGAUUAGAGCCCUCAACGACCGGUUUGCCUCCUUCAUUGACAAGGUUCGGUUUCUGGAACAGCAGAACAAAGUACUGGAGACCAAGUGGCAGCUUUUGCAGGACCAGAAGGAGGGAACGGGUGGCCAUCUCCAAACCAUGGAGCCUGUCUUUGAAGACUAUAUAGCCAGGCUGAGGAGGCGACUAGAGCAGCUCCAGGGGGAACAUGGGGCACUGGCCUUGGAGCUGAAGACUUGUCAGGAGCAGGAGGAAGAUUAUAAAACCAAGUAUGAACAGGAGGCUCACAAACGUACCACAGCUGAGAAUGACUUUGUGGUUUUCAAGAAGGAUGUAGAUGGCGUUUACAUGAGCAAGGUGGAACUACAACGCAAGGUGGAUACUCUUCAAGAAACGAUCAGGUUUUUGAGACGUCUGUUUGAGAAAGAGCUCAGUCAGUUCCAGACUCAUGUCAACGACACCUCAGUGGUGGUUUCCAUGGAUAAUAACCGAUACCUGGACCUGGGAAGCAUCAUUUCAGAGAUCCGAGCCCAAUAUGAGAUUAUUACUCAGAAGAGCAAAGCAGAGGCUGAAGCCAUGUACCAGACUAAGUAUCGGGAGCUUCAAAUGUCUGCUGAGAAACAUGGAGACAGCAUAAGAGACACCAAGAUUCAAAUUACUGAGCUGAAGCAAGCAAUUCAGAAACUUCAAAAUCAGAUUGACAAUGUCAAGAAGCAGAAUGCCACAAUCCAGUCUGCCAUCACUGAUGCUGAACAACGUGGAGACCAGGCCCUCAAGGAUGCCCAGGUCAAGGUGGUGGACUUAGAGGGUGCACUUAAGAAAGCUAAGCAAGACAUGGCAAGCCUGCUCCGAGACUACCAGGAGCUGAUAAGCACUAAGCUGGCCCUGGAUGUGGAAAUAGCCACCUACAGGAGACUACUGGAGGGCGAGGAGUGCAGGAUGUCUGGGGAAUACAUCGACAAUGUCAGCAUCUCAGUGGUUGGUGGAAGUACCACAAGCUCUGGAGUAUGUGGGAACUCCGGGUUCAGCUGCUCCAGUGUUGUGGUUGGAGGCUCCAACUUAGUCAAAGGCUCUGGUUCUGGCUCCAUCUCUGCCUCUGGUUCUGGCUUCUCUGGAUCCAGUUCAGGUUCUGUCACUGGCACCAUCUUGAAGAAGACAACCAUGUCAACUUUGAAGACUAUCACAUACUGAAUGAAAAGUGGUUCCCCAAAAACAAACCCUUUAAUGGCCCAGACAGAAUUCCACAAUCCAGAGCUUUCCCUCCUCAACCAACUCAGUUCCUUUCAUGUUCCUUCCAAUACACAUAGACCCAGACGUUGAUUAACACUUUUUCUUUUUCAUAAACAAUAGACACUCACAUUUUUAUAGUUUUCAUUUUCCUCACAAUGUCCGUAUG